Molecule: messenger RNA, 2139 nt
Organism: Pogona vitticeps (central bearded dragon)
Lineage: Eukaryota; Metazoa; Chordata; Lepidosauria; Squamata; Agamidae
Gene: NEUROD6
Product: neuronal differentiation 6
Biological process (GO): positive regulation of transcription by RNA polymerase II; axon development; sensory organ development
Cellular component (GO): nucleus
Molecular function (GO): DNA-binding transcription factor activity, RNA polymerase II-specific; protein dimerization activity; E-box binding
Source: RefSeq, a predicted model, not a curated record
AGAUGAUCAGUGCAGAAUGAAGGUCCCAGGAGAAAAGAUCACAUGGUUUUCUCUGCCCUGUGACGUCACCAGCAGAUGGCAUGGGUACCAGCUCUGGCAGUUGGCAUCAAUGUCACUUUUUAGAGAUCAAUGAGAUAGUGCAGAUAUACACAGAUCUAGACUCCAGGAGAUGAUGCGACAUUCAGAUUGAAAAGAUUUGGAAGGCACAAAAUGGAACCUGAUUAUUGAAUGACUUUUUAAAAAAAGGCCAAGGUCACAUAAGAUUGUAACACCAUGUUAACGCUACCAUUUGAUGAGUCUGUUAUAAUGCCAGAGUCCCAGAUGUGCAGAAAGUUUUCCAGAGAAAGUGAAGACCCAAAGCAAAUCAAGAAGCCAGACAGCUUUGUGAAGCAGAUUACACACCAAGGAAAAAGCAUUAAAAGAUCCACAGCAGAAGACACAGAGAAAGAGGAGGUGGAAGAUGACCGAGAAGAAGAGGAUGAGAACGGUUUGCCCCGAAGGAGAGGCCUCCGGAAAAAAAAGACGACCAAGAUGAGAAUGGAUAGGGUCAAAUUCAGGCGACAAGAAGCUAAUGCAAGGGAAAGAAAUAGAAUGCAUGGCCUCAACGAUGCUCUGGACAAUUUAAGGAAGGUGGUCCCUUGUUAUUCUAAAACACAGAAACUGUCUAAAAUAGAAACUUUGAGACUGGCCAAAAAUUAUAUAUGGGCUCUUUCAGAAAUCUUACGAAUUGGCAAGAGGCCUGACCUGUUAACAUUUGUUCAAAACUUGUGCAAAGGUCUCUCCCAGCCAACGACAAACUUGGUGGCGGGCUGCCUACAGCUGAAUGCCAGAAGUUUCCUGAUGAGUCAGACAGGGGAAACAGCCCAUCACACCCGAUCUCCCUACUCCUCCUUCUACCCUCCAUAUCACAGCCCAGAGCUGAACACUCCUCCAGGUCACGGAACACUUGAUAACGCCAAGUCCAUGAAACCCUACAGUUACUGCAGCACAUAUGAGUCCUUCUAUGAAAGCACUUCUCCGGAGUGUUCCAGCCCGCAGUUUGACGGUCCCUUAAGUCCUCCCCCAAUUAACUAUAAUGGGAUAUUUUCCCUCAAGCAAGAAGAAGCUUUGGACUAUGGCAAAAAUUACAAUUAUGGCAUGCAUUAUUGUGCAGUGCCACCCAGGGGUCCCCUUGGGCAGAGUUCUGUGUUCAGGUUGCCUACAGAGAGCCACUUCCCUUACGACCUACAUCUGCGGAGCCAGUCUCUCACCAUGCAAGAUGAAUUAAAUGCAGUUUUUCAUAAUUAAUGAGGAAAGUGAAAAUAAACAGUGGUCAUUCACCUCUCCUUCUAAUUAAGAUAAAGCAGAUGCUCGUGCCCCAUCUAAUCAGUGCAUCUCUAUUUAAAAACAUGUUUGCUAGGUUCUAAAGUGUGUCAACUAUUGUGGGACUUCUUAAUUUCUAUGUAAUAAUAACAAUGAGUAAUAAUAACAAUUUUAAUUAUCAGUAUUUAAUUCUGUUUGGAUCUUGGUAAGCACUGUGAGAUUCUGUUUUAACCAACUUUCUUGGGGCUUUUUUUCUUCCUUCCCGAUUUGUUCAAUUUUGUUAAGCAGUGCGUCUAAUUAAAAUUGUCGAGCUGAGAAAACACACACUGUAUAAAGUCUGCAAACAGCAUUUUGAUUGUACAGUACCUAUACCAAUGCAUGCUAUUCAAUUCAGAUAAUGAAAAAAAAACCCAAUGUAUUUAUAAUAAUUAGAAAUUAUAUAUUAUGUGAUGAGGAAGAGGUGAAUUUUUACAGUCUCUUGAAUUUUUUUUGUUAAAGAAGAACUGUCGCAGGCAUCGUGACAUGAAGUUGACAUGGUGCAGCAAUAUUUUAAGCUAUGCAAAAAAAAAUCAAACGAAAGUGCAUCUAAAUAAAAUAAGUGAUAAUUAAUGAGCUUAAAAUGUGAAACAUUUGCUGGCAGGGACUACCUAUCUUUUCUGAAGGUUUUUGUUUUUGUGUGUGUCACUAACUUGCAUCCACCACUUUAAUAUAAAAAUUAUGUGGUAUCUGCACUUCUUUCAUAUAUUUCUGCCUUUAUAUGUAAAAUAUAUUAGAAUGUAUAAUUGUGUUUUUCGGAACUUAUUUUAAAUGCAAUUAAACAAAUGUUUUCAGUCGUUA